Molecule: messenger RNA, 2997 nt
Organism: Zingiber officinale
Lineage: Eukaryota; Viridiplantae; Streptophyta; Magnoliopsida; Zingiberales; Zingiberaceae
Product: casein kinase 1-like protein HD16
Exons: 17
Coding region: 352-2499 (715 amino acids)
Biological process (GO): signal transduction; endocytosis; peptidyl-serine phosphorylation
Cellular component (GO): nucleus; cytoplasm
Molecular function (GO): protein serine/threonine kinase activity; ATP binding
Source: RefSeq, a predicted model, not a curated record
UAACCCAUCCACCUCCUCCUCUCUCUCAACCAUGCAUGUAGUGCGUAGUUAACACAUUUUGGACAUCGCAAAUAAAAAGGGGAAGAGAUAGGGAGAGAGAGGAAGACUCUGAGCGCACACUGCUCUUCCUCCCUCCGCCUCCGCCAUCUCCGCUUCCCGAGGUAACCCUAACGAUCCCAAUCGGUAGCCUCGCGUGCGCCCAGCUGAGCGAGCUCUCCUUCCUCCGCCGCCCGCCGUUUGUCCUCCCCUGGAGGGUCCCUGCACGAUCGGGCAUCCAAGACGGGCGUUUUCGAUCACUGAAGAGGUAUUUCCAUUGCAUAACAAUGUGGGUCUGACUUGCAUGGGGAGAGAAUGCCAGAGCUGCGAAGUGGAGCACGGCAAGGUCAUCUAAGAUCAAAGAAUCCUGACAACGUUGCAGCCCCCACAAGAUCUUUAGGACAAGCAGAAAAUCCAAUAUUGCCUGCUCAAAACAGAAGGCGGGGUGGUGCUGGAAGAGGACGAGGUGGAAAUGCUGCGGCAAUAGCUAAAAGGACUUCAGCAACACCAGCUAGGCCAGUUGUUGGUGUUCGAGGAAGAGGCACCCCACUUAUUGACUUAGACCCUGAUCAGCCUUGUGAGAUACUCCCUCAAGCGGUGGAAGGAGCCAUAGUUGAGGGUGCCCAAAACUUGAUUAUAAACCAAGCAGCACAUCAAGUUGCUGGUAAAAAUAUAGCAAUGAAUGGUGGAAGUGCUGAAAAGGUCAUAGGAGUUGAAGAUGAAUCUGCCACAGCUCCUGUACCUGAGAGGGUUCAAGUGGGUAAUUCACCUGUCUAUAAGGUAGAGAAAAAAUUGGGCAAAGGUGGUUUUGGUCAGGUCUAUGUUGGUCGAAGAGUAUCUGGUGGAACAGUGGGAUCAGGUCCAGAUGCUUAUGAGGUGGCUCUUAAACUUGAGCAUCGAAGUAGCAAGGGCUGCAAUUUUGGCCCACCAUAUGAGUGGCAGGUUUACAACUCUCUCAAUGGUUGUUAUGGAAUUCCAUGGGUCCACUAUAAGGGCCUUCAGGGGGAUUAUUACAUUUUGGUUAUGGAUAUGCUUGGUCCUAGUCUUUGGGAUGUUUGGAACUCAGUUGGCCAAUCGAUGUCUCCAAGUAUGGCUGCCUGCAUUGCUGUGGAGGCUAUAGCAAUUCUAGAGAAGCUUCACUUGAAGGGCUUUGUGCACGGAGAUAUUAAGCCAGAGAACUUUUUGCUAGGACAACCAGGAACUGCUGAUGAGAAGAAACUUUUCCUUAUUGAUCUUGGUUUAGCAUCAAGAUGGAAAGAAGCAUCAUCUAGCCAACAUGUUGAAUAUGAUCAACGGCCUGAUAUUUUUAGAGGAACAAUUAGGUAUGCAAGUGUACAUGCUCAUUUAGGUCGUACAGGUAGUAGGAGGGAUGACCUGGAAUCGUUGGCAUAUACACUGGUAUUUAUCAUGAGAGGAAGGCUACCUUGGCAAGGUUAUCAGGGAGAUAACAAGAGUUUUCUAGUGUGUAAGAAGAAAAUGGCUACACCUCCAGAGUUAUUAUGCUGUUUCUGUCCACCUCCAUUCAAACAAUUUCUUGAGAUUGUGACAAAUAUGAAAUUUGACGAAGAGCCAAACUAUUCAAAGCUUAUAUCCCUUUUUGACAGUUUGAUUGAACCAUGCACUUCUCUUAGACCAAUCAAGAUUGAUGGAGCUCUGAAGGUGGGCCAGAAGCGAGGUAGAUUGCUUGUAAACCUUGAAGAGGAUGAACAGCCUAAGAAGAAAGUACGAUUGGGAAGCCCAGCAACUCAAUGGGUAUCAGUUUACAAUGCUAGAAGACCAAUGAAACAGAGAUACCACUAUAACGUAUCAGAUGCAAGACUUCAACAACACAUAGAGAAAGGAAUGGAAGAUGGUUUAUAUAUCAGUUGUGUGGCAUCUUCUACAAAUCUCUGGGCACUUAUUAUGGAUGCAGGGACAGGUUAUUGCUCACAGAUCUACGAGCUAUCACCAGUCUUCUUGCAUAAGGAUUGGAUUAUGGAGCAAUGGGAGAAGAACUACUAUAUAACUGCAAUAGCUGGUUCAACAAAUGGGAGUUCAUUAGUUGUAAUGUCUAAAGCUACACAGUAUACACAACAAUCCUAUAAAGUUAGUGAAUCUUUUCCUUUCAAGUGGAUCAGUAAGAAAUGGAAGGAAGGCUUUCAUGUUACAUCCAUGACUACAGCAGGCAACCGCUGGGGAGUAGUCAUGUCCAGAAACGCUGGCUACUCUAACCAAGUUGUAGAGUUAGAUUUUCUUUAUCCAAGUGAAGGAAUCCACAGACGAUGGGAGAGUGGCUACCGGAUAACUUCUGCUGCUGCUACUCCUGAUCAAGCUGCUUUUAUCUUGAGCAUACCAAAAAGAAAAGUGCCAGAUGAGACACAGGAAACUCUUCGAACUUCUGCAUUUCCAAGCAACCAUGUAAAGGAAAAAUGGGCGAAGAACCUCUAUAUUGCUUCCAUUUGCUAUGGCCGAACAGUCUCCUGAAGAUCGAUGGGCUACCUGGAUUGGGGAAAGUUGCAUGACUCCACGUUUCUGCACUCAUUGCUUCACGGAAGCACAUGGCAAGAUGGCAAAAUAAGUCUGUCUGCAUAUUCUCCUUGAAAUGAGUUGGAAUUUUAAUUGUUCAGCUGGCAUACUAUCUCUUUAUGUGACCGGUAAAAUAUUUUGCACUCCCCCAAUCUCGGCCCACGAUUGAGGACCACUCAGGUCCCUAUACUCGCUUUGUUGUCAUAUAAGCAAUUUUUAAAGCGAUAAAAAACCAGUCUCUUCUUGUUUGUGCUUCUGAUGAGAAUGAAACCAAACAGAAUAUAUUCGGUUCUUAGCUUUGGAGAGUUGUGUAACAUUACAUACUUAAAGAUGUAUUGAAUGUCUCAUGAACUACACUUAAAAGGGACCUUAAUGGUGUGACUCGCCAAGUCAGAUGAUUUGGCUACAGCUCAGAUCAGAUUUCUGAAUUUAUAAUUGUAUAUAUGAAUUUGCUAA